Molecule: messenger RNA, 2325 nt
Organism: Paramisgurnus dabryanus
Lineage: Eukaryota; Metazoa; Chordata; Actinopteri; Cypriniformes; Cobitidae
Molecular function (GO): protein binding; peptidyl-prolyl cis-trans isomerase activity
Source: RefSeq, a predicted model, not a curated record
AUGGAAGAGACGUAUCUGCUUAACCAUCCCGGAGUGAAGAAGAAGAUUCUGCACGGAGGUCAGGGACCGUUGCCGCAUUUUCCAAAGGGAACUAAGCUGGUGUUCCACUUCCAGACUCUUUUGGAUAACUUUGAAAGAACAGUCAUAGAUGACAGUCGCAAAAACAAGCGUCCCGCUGAAAUUUUUGUGGGGAAGAUGUUCAAGAUGGAGGUGUGGGAGGUGCUCCUAACCUCCAUGAGGAUCGGAGAAGUGGCUGAGUUCUGGUGUGAUGCCGUACACACAGGCCUUUACCCAAUGGUCUCAAAGGGGAUGCGAUUGAUUGCUCAGGGGAAGGACCCUUUGGAGGGCCAGAAACACAUGUGUGGCAUGGGCAACAUGUUUCACUACCACUCCACAGGCUUUCCAGAGCUCGAUGAGAUAAUGAGGACACCACAGCCUUUAAUCUUCAUUAUGGAGCUCAUCCAGGUAGGCGACCCGUUUUCCUACCAGCGUGAAUCGUGGAUGAUGGAGAAAGAUGAGAAGUUGAAGGCUGUGCCUUCGCUUCAUUACCUGGGCAACGCAUUGGUCAAGCAGGGCCGGUUUCGGGAAGCUGCCGAGAAGUACCAGGAAGCUGUGGUUUUGCUCCGUACGGUCCAAUCCAGGGAGAUGCCAGGAGAUGAAGACUAUGUUAAUCUGGGCAAGCUCAUCAUUCCUCUAGUUCUGAACUACUGUCAGUGUAUGUUAGAGUUAGAGGAAUAUUACGAGGUCAUUCAACACACAACCGAGCUCCUGGACAAACACAAAGACUGCGUCAAAGCCUACUACAAGAGAGCAAAGGCAUAUUCGGCCGUGUGGAGUGAGCGGGAGGCCAGAAAAGACUUCCUGAUGGUGGCCAACCUAGAUGUAACACUGUCCAAGCUGGUGCACAGAGAACUGACUCUUCUCUCCGAAAGAAUGAAAGAAAAAUACUGGGAGGAUAAAGAAAGAUACUGGAACAUUCUUGAAGAAAAAGAAGAGGAACCAGAGGAGGGAGGGGAAAGCUUGGAUAGCGGCGCAAUGCAUUUAAAAGAGGAAAGCCGAGGAGAACGCUCUCAACCCUCUGAAGAGGUCACAGGGGCAGAGGAGGAAAUGAAGAGAUCAGCAGUAGAGAAAAACAAGCGUGACACCAAAAGUGAAGAGUCGGCAGCGGGAGCCAAUAGCAGGAUAACAGCUCUGACCGAUGGGAAGGACUGGCAGCAGAUGCUACGGUUAAUUAUGCUGCUCCAAGAUGAAGGCAAUUUCUAUGUGAAGGAGCAUCGAUACGAGGAGGCGAGUGCCAAGUUCAAGGAGGCUCUGGAGUAUACAGACCAUCUCCAAACGAAGGUGGAACAUAAAGGGGAAGACUGGGAAUCUCUGGAGAAAGUUCGUCUGGCACUCUGUCUAAACCUCAGUCAGUGUAAGCUGGAGCUUGGGGAAUACUGCGAAGUGGUGCAACUCAACAGUAAACUGCUGAAGACGCAUAAAGAUAAUUUGAAGGCAGUGUACCAGCGGGCCCGGGCUCACUCGGCAUUAUUCAACGAGGAUGAAGCCCGUCGAGAUUUCGCUAUGGUUCUGCGUCUGGAUCCCAAGUUCAAACCUAUCGUUAAGCAGGAGAUUAAGAAGAUGAGCGAUAACCUCAGAGCAAAGUAUAUUAGCGAGAACAAAAACUACUGGACCAGCACCUAUGAGAAGUGGGAGAAGAAGCUGCAGACCAGUAGGAGAAAGAAGGAGAAGAAAAAAGCGAAACAAGAGGGUGAGAAUAAAAUGUCAUCACUUCAAAACAAAACCGAAGGACAACAGACAUCAAACGGUAGUGGCAAUACAGACGAGAACGCCGGUGUUGAGGCCGGUAAUAAAAAUGAAGGACAGGGUGAGAACAAAAACAGUCUGAACAAAGAACAGAGCUCUCUGACCCUAAAGAAAGAAAAUGAAAAAACUGAUAAUAAUGCAGUAGAUAAAGAAUAUUUAGUCCGAAACACUGUCACAGAUGCAAAAGAUAGACAAGGAUCCGAAACAGAUAGCAGGGAGGAAGCUCUACUUAUCAAUGACAUUACAAAGAAAAAAGAUGACCAAGAUGAGACCACCAAUAAAGAGGAAGGAAAGCCAGGCAAAAGGGAAAGCACUCAAGCAUCAGGGGAAGAAAGACCGGAGGAGCACAGAGACACGAGUGGUGAUGGUUUAACAGAGAGAAGAAAGACACAUACAGAAUUGAAGAUGGAGGAGGUUAGUGUUGAGGCAUCAUUCACAAACCCAGAAAAAUCCAUUCGUAGUGUCAAACGCAAACAAAAGAAGAAAAAUAAGUCUGUAGUGAAAAAAUAAAAUUCUCAC